Eublepharis macularius is the source of this 2177-nucleotide messenger RNA. It is a transcript of the gene EFNA2, whose product is annotated as ephrin A2. The coding region runs from base 1060 to 1665 and encodes 201 amino acids. The transcript has 5 exons. Lineage: Eukaryota; Metazoa; Chordata; Lepidosauria; Squamata; Eublepharidae. Gene Ontology annotation, cellular component: plasma membrane. The record is from RefSeq and is a predicted model, not a curated record. Gene Ontology annotation, molecular function: ephrin receptor binding. Gene Ontology annotation, biological process: axon guidance; osteoclast differentiation; ephrin receptor signaling pathway.
GCAGCAGAGACCCUUUCCCUCCCCCUCCUCUUUCCCCUGUUUGCAAUUUUGCACCGAGAAAGGAACAGACCCCAGAAGCUACAAAGAUGUAGCAAGGGGAAAAAACUGGAGCGGCAUCAAUCGAGGUCCACAAGACACCUUUUAAAAAGUUGGAUCAAGUUGUGUAUGUAUGUGUUUUUUAAAAACUAUUUUUUGGGGGAAAUUGGCCCUCUGUUGGAAAUCCUGUUUCCAGGCAACUGGUUGCAUUUGAGAAAAAUAGUUUUUGGAAAAUUGGGCAUUCUCUUCAACGCUUUUUUCCUCUCUCCUCUUUUUCAAUGAUAUGGUGGAAAUUGCGGCAGAAUCCCAGUCAAGAAAAAACUUCUCACACUUUGCUUGCUGAUUCUACACUUUCUUUUUUGCGAGAGCGGUGCAGUUACUUCGAGAUGCCGGGAAGUUCCUCUGCAGGCUCUCUCUUUCCUACGUUCCUAAGUAUCUUUGAUCGUAAGUACCACUUGGACUAAAGGCUUCACACCACGGAAAUGGAUCUCCCAUCCCAUGUCCUGAGUCUGUGAAGAGCUUUAGAGAGGAAGGAAAAAUGCAAGAAUCUCAAGCCAAGAGAGAAGAAAGUUGGCAGAUUGUUCUCUUCUAGAGAAAAAAAAACCAAAACGCAACCCACAUCCAUCUAUUGCAAGAUUGCUGUAAACAAAGAAGCAAAAAAAGAGAAAAGCUUUUUUCUUUCAAAACCAAAUCCAGAUCACCCACAAAAUACUGAACAACCAGUUUACAGUAGGUUUUUGCAGCCAAGACUGUCCAUUCCAUGAUUUACUAAAACAUCCUAAGAACUUCCCUGGGUCAAGAGAUGGGGACCCUGCACCGUGGAGUGAGUUAAUGGCGUUUGUGUGUGUGUGAGAGAGAGAGGGGGGGGGGAAGAAAAAGGACAGACAACUGUCAGCUGUUAAGUAGACCCCCCCAGACAUGAACUGGUUGCAUUCUUCUUAAAAGCAGAGGUUUGCAGAAAAAUCAAGGGGCAGAGAGAAAGAGAGAGCGAGCAGCAAGAAAGUGGUGAGGGGCCAAUCCAGUAUGAUGCUGCUUUUGGAGAUAGCUGCCCUCCUUGUCGCUUUCGUUGGGGUCUGUGUGUGGACAGAUGAUGGCAACAAAGUCAUUUCGGAUCGAUAUGCAGUGUACUGGAACAAGACCAACCCCAGGUUCCAUCAGGGGGACUACACGGUGGAAGUGAGCAUCAAUGAUUAUCUGGAUAUCUACUGCCCACACUACGAGAUCCCAUUCCCCAUGGAACGGAUGGAACGGUACAUCCUCUACAUGGUCAACUACGAAGGCCAUGCCUCUUGCGACCACCGGCAAAAUGGCUUCAAACGCUGGGAAUGCAACAGGCCCGAUUCGGCCAACGGGCCACUGAAAUUCUCUGAAAAGUUCCAGCUCUUCACUCCUUUUUCACUGGGGUUCGAAUUCAGACCAGGACACGAAUAUUACUAUAUAUCGGCCACUCCACCCAACCUGGUUGACAAGCCUUGCUUAAAGCUGAAGGUUUACGUUCGGCCCACAAAUGACUCCCUCUACGAAUCUCCAGAACCCAUAUUCACCAGCAAUAAUUCCUGCUGCAGCGUCCAAGUUCCCAAUGCCUUCUUCGUGGUGGCGCCAGUUUUUUGGACUAUUCUAGCCUCCUAGCCUCACUGUGUGGACAAAAGAGAAACAGGACUUUGUUUCAGUGACCAGUGGAGAAAAGAGAGGAAAGGAGGAAGCAAAAUAUGCAGAAAGGAGAUUUUCUUGCUGGACCAGAAAAAGACUGUCCGGCUUUGGGGGUGGGGGUGGGGGUUGUAGUUACAAUGUUCUUUGAACCGCAGCUUAGCCAAACCCAGGCUUUGAGGUGAACGGCAUCCAGACACGCGGAGAAAGAUGCAUCUCCUAUCCCAGCUCCUGCGGUGCUUGGAAAAUGAAGUCACAGGAUCCCAAGUGCAACAAGUCCCCUAGCAGAUGGGGGCGUGGGGAGGAAAGAAAGACGUUUUAAAAAGCGCAGUCCGGAAGCGGUGCUGGUUCUCUGCUUCCAAGACACUCCGCGGACUGUUUUCACUUGGCUGGCAUAUGACAGUGUUUGGAUUAAUUUUUUCCUACCCUGAUGGAGUUUUUUUGCUUUUUAAGAAUUUCUAGACCAAAUAUAGCCUCUCUUUUUUCCAGCUUAA